AUGCGUCUGCGUCACCAAGGAGGACAAUACUUGGCUCGCGGUAUGGAACCCGUGUACUGGUCAAACAAGGUGGAUUCAACCCAUGACUUAUAUGACAACUAUACUCUCGGAUCCUACCAAAAUAAUAGCUACAAUAUAUUGGCACACACUGGUUUUGGCUACGACCACGAAUUCCAAAUUUAUGAAAUUAACUCCAAUUCAUGGAGGAUUAUUGAUGCCACUUUGGACUUCAAAUUAGGGUAUAUUGGUCGUGGCGUGUCUUUGAAGGGAAAGACUUACUGGAUUGCUAGUGGUGAAGAAGAGAAACGGCUUGGCAAAUUCUUAAUCAGUUUUGAUUAUACGACAGAAAGAUUUGAACGUCUAUGUCUUCCGAAUAAGUAUCCUUGUUAUGCAACUCUGGCUCUAUCCGUUGUUAGAGAAGAGAAACUUUCCAUGUUAUCGCAACGCGGAAUUAAAUCAAAGGCAGAAAUAUGGGUGACAAAUAAGAUUGGUGAGACACAAGUGGUGUCGUGGAGCAUGGUCUUAGCUUUGGAUUUGCAGCCUAAACGUUGUAUUGGGGAAAGCGGAAGUUUCUUGGUCGACGAGAAGAAGAGAGUGGUCGUGUGUUGUGAUAAUAUUAGAGACCAAGGAAAAACCACGGUACACAUUUUUGGAGAGGACAACAAAGUGAAACAAGUGGGUUUUGAAGUCGGAUCAUCUCUGUAAUGUAUGUUUUAUU
This is a messenger RNA of Arabidopsis thaliana (thale cress), 718 nucleotides long. RefSeq names its product F-box associated ubiquitination effector family protein. The transcript has a single exon. The coding region runs from base 1 to 705 and encodes 234 amino acids. NCBI's taxonomy places the organism in Eukaryota, Viridiplantae, Streptophyta, Magnoliopsida, Brassicales, Brassicaceae. The record is from RefSeq and is marked reviewed.